AUGACCACAAUAGAUUCCAACUUGACAAUCGAAGUAAAUCGUACAGGUUCUUUUGUCCCCAAACCGAUUGUGUAUUUCAAUCCAGUAAAAGUGGUUGUUAACAAUGUCAAUUUCAGAAGCAUGAGUUUCAUGGAGUUCAUCUCGUAUGUGAAGAAGUUGGUUAAGGAUGGAAGAAUCAGUAUUCAGGAGAUAGUUAUGGAGUGGAUUGAAGAAGAGAUAGUUGAAGAUGGAUCGAUAGAUGGUAAUACGGAUGAUGAUGAUGAUGAUGAUGUAGACUCUGAGCUUUCAGAUAAUGAGUUUGUGGAACAUGAACCUGAUGAUGAAGUGAUACAAAUAUAG
Messenger RNA from Lactuca virosa, 339 nucleotides. The record is from the annotation of a GenBank genome assembly. Lineage: Eukaryota; Viridiplantae; Streptophyta; Magnoliopsida; Asterales; Asteraceae.